This is a messenger RNA of Heterocephalus glaber (naked mole-rat), 9275 nucleotides long. Lineage: Eukaryota; Metazoa; Chordata; Mammalia; Rodentia; Bathyergidae. The record is from RefSeq and is a predicted model, not a curated record.
UCGAGCUGUCAGGCCAGGCGGCCGAGGCUGCAGUGGAAACCAGAAGGUUGGAGAAUGCCAGCAGGAGGUGCCUGCCCUGCCUGUCCUGUCCAGCUGCUCCUCCCCUCGACCCAGGGGUGGGUGUUUCCCGGACGCCUGACUCCUGGCCUUUCUUCCUGGACUCGCAGGGCUUCUUACUGCAGUUUAAAGCUCUUCCCUGGCCUGCGUUACAGUGAACCAGUUUAGUUGAAGCAGAUGCUGGAUUCUCAGCGUUUGCCAAGGCACAAGUAACAAGCUCACCCAGCUGGGCACCUUUGAGGACCACUUUCUGAGCCUCCAGCGCAUGUUCAACAACUGUGAGGUGGUGCUCGGGAACCUGGAGAUCACCUAUGUGCAAAGGAAUUACGACCUUUCCUUCCUGAAGACCAUCCAGGAGGUGGCUGGCUAUGUGCUCAUUGCUCUCAACACGGCAGAGAGGAUCCCGCUGGAGAACCUGCAGAUUGUGCGUGGGAAUGUGCUCUACGAAAACACCUACGCCCUUGCCGUCCUGUCUAAUUAUGGGGGCACCAACAGUGCCAACCGGACCGGGCUUCGGGAGCUGCCACUGAGGAGCCUGCAGGAGAUCCUGCAGGGCACCGUGCGCUUUAGCAACAACCCCGUGCUCUGCAGCGUGGACACCAUCCAGUGGAGGGACAUCAUGGAUAGCAGAUUCCUGAGCAACAUGUCACUGGACCUGCAGAGCCACCAGAGCAGCUGCCAAAAGUGUGAUCCAAGCUGUCCCAACGGGAGCUGCUGGGCCCCAGGAGAGGAAAACUGCCAGAAAUUGACCAGGAUCAUCUGUGCCCAGCAGUGCUCGGGGCGCUGCCGAGGCAAGUCCCCCAGCGACUGCUGCCAUAACCAGUGUGCGGCCGGCUGCACAGGACCCCGGGAGAGUGACUGCCUGGUCUGCCAAAAGUUCCGCGACGAAGCCACCUGCAAGGACACCUGCCCGCCGCUCAUGCUCUACAACCCCACCACGUACCAGAUGGAUGUCAACCCCGAGGGGAAGUACAGCUUUGGCGCCACCUGCGUGAAGAAGUGUCCCCGGAACUACGUGGUGACAGACCAUGGCUCCUGUGUCCGGGCCUGCGGCCCCGACAGCUACGAGAUGGAGGAGGACGGCGUCCGGAAGUGCAAGAAGUGCGAAGGCCCCUGCCGCAAAGUUUGCAACGGAAUAGGGAUCGGGGAAUUCAAAGACACGCUUUCCAUAAAUGCCACAAACAUCAAGCACUUCCGGAACUGCACAGCCAUAAGCGGCGACCUGCACAUCCUCCCGGUGGCCUUCCGGGGGGACUCCUUCACGCGCACGCCGCCCCUGGACCCCAAGGAGCUGGACAUCCUGAAGACAGUGAAGGAGAUCACAGGGUUCUUGCUGAUUCAGGCCUGGCCUGAGAACAGGACCGACCUCCACGCCUUUGAGAACCUGGAAAUCAUCCGCGGCAGGACAAAGCAACAUGGCCAGUUUUCUCUCGCUGUCGUUGGCCUGAACCUGACGUCCCUGGGGCUGCGCUCCCUGAAGGAGAUCAGUGAUGGGGACGUGAUUGUCUCUGGAAACCGACACCUAUGCUAUGCCAACACCAUCAACUGGAGAAAGCUGUUUGGGACUUCCGGUCAGAAAACCAAGAUUAUCAACAACAGAGGCGAGAAGGCCUGCACCACUGAUGGCCACAUCUGCCACCCGCUGUGCUCAGCUGAGGGCUGCUGGGGUCCCCAGCCCUGGGACUGCGUCUCCUGCCGGAACGUGAGCCGGGGCAGAGAGUGCGUGGCCACGUGCAACGUCCUGGAGGGGGAGCCCCGGGAGUUCGUGGAGAAUUCUGAGUGCAUCCAGUGCCACCCCGAGUGCCUGCCCCAGGCCAUGAACGUGACCUGCACCGGCAGGGGCCCUGACAGCUGCAUCCAGUGUGCACACUACAUCGAUGGCCCCCACUGUGUCAAGACCUGCCCAGCCGGGAUCAUGGGGGAGAACAACACGCUGGUGUGGAAGUACGCGGACAGCAGCCACGUGUGCCGCCUGUGCCACCCCAACUGCACCUACGGAUGUGCCGGGCCAGGUCUGGAAGGCUGUCCAAUAAAAGGGCCCAGGAUCCCCUCCAUCGCCACUGGGAUUGUGGGCGGCCUCUUCCUGCUGGUGGUGCUGGCCCUGGGCGUCGGCCUCUUCAUGCGGAGGCGCCACAUUGUCCGCAAGCGCACACUGCGCCGGCUGCUGCAGGAGCGUGAGCUGGUGGAGCCCCUCACACCCAGUGGAGAGGCCCCCAACCAGGCCCUGCUGCGGAUCCUAAAGGAGACAGAAUUCAAGAAGGCCAAGGUGCUAGGCUCCGGAGCAUUUGGCACCGUCUACAAGGGACUGUGGAUCCCAGAAGGCGAGAAAGUGAAGAUCCCUGUGGCCAUCAAGGAAUUGCGAGAAGCCACAUCCCCGAAAGCCAACAAGGAGAUCCUGGACGAAGCCUAUGUGAUGGCCAGCGUGGACAACCCCCACGUGUGCCGACUGCUGGGCAUCUGCCUAACCUCCACCGUGCAGCUGGUCACACAGCUCAUGCCCUUCGGCUGCCUGCUGGACUACGUGCGUGAGCACAAGGACAACAUCGGGUCUCAGCACCUCCUCAACUGGUGUGUGCAGAUCGCCAAGGGCAUGAACUACCUGGAGGACCGGCGCCUGGUGCACCGGGACCUGGCGGCCAGGAACGUCCUGGUGAAGACACCACAGCAUGUGAAGAUCACAGACUUCGGGCUGGCCAAGCUGCUGGGCGCGGAGGAGAAGGAGUACCACGCUGAGGGCGGCAAGGUGCCCAUCAAGUGGAUGGCUUUGGAAUCGAUUUUACACCGCAUUUAUACCCACCAGAGUGACGUCUGGAGCUAUGGAGUCACAGUGUGGGAGCUGAUGACCUUUGGGUCCAAGCCAUAUGACGGGAUCCCUGCAAGCGAGAUCUCGUCCAUCCUGGAGAAAGGAGAGCGCCUCCCGCAGCCGCCCAUCUGCACCAUCGACGUCUACAUGAUCAUGGUCAAGUGCUGGAUGAUAGAUGCAGACAGUCGCCCGAAGUUCCGCGAGUUAAUCGUUGAGUUCUCCAAAAUGGCCCGAGACCCCCAGCGCUACCUUGUCAUUCAGGGGGAUGAAAGGAUGCAUCUGCCAAGCCCUACGGACUCCAACUUCUACCGUGCCCUGAUGGACGAGGAGGACAUGGAGGAUGUCGUAGAUGCAGACGAAUACCUCAUUCCACAGCAGGGCUUCUUCAGCAGCCCCUCCACCUCCCGGACUCCACUCCUGAGUUCUCUGAGUGCAAACAGCAACAACUCCACGGGAGCUUGUGUUCACAGAAACGGGCAGAGCUGCCCUGCCCAGGGAGACAACUUCCUGCAGCGCUACAGCUCGGACCCCACGGGCGCCCCAGCCGAGGAUAGCCUGGAUGCCGAGUUCCUCCCAGCACCCGAAUACAUAAACCAGUCCUUCUCCAGAAGGCCUGCAGGCUCCAUGCAGAACCCCAUGUAUCACAAUCAGCCCGAGCACCCCGCUCCUGGCAGAGACCCACACUACCUAAACCCCCACAGCUAUGCCGUGGGCAACCCUGAGUAUCUCAACACCCUCCUGCGGACCUGUGUCAGCGACUCAGACGGCUCCAUCCCCUGGACCCAGAAGGGCAACCACCAAAUUAGCCUGGACAACCCUGACUACCAGCAGGACUUCUUCCCCAAGGAAGCCAAGCCCAACGGCAUCUUUAAGGGCCCCACAGCGGAAAAUGCAGAAUACCUUCGGGUGGCCCCGCCAAGCAGUGAGUUUAUUGGAGCGUGACAUGGAGCACAGCCUCCACCAUACAAAUUCCAGCCUCUUCGGAACCCAGGACCCAGCCCCAGCUGCUGCUCCACCCCAGCCACGCCCUGUUCUGGCAAAGGCCGACCCAAGAUCGGCUCUCAGCUGGCAGCUGUCCUUGGCACCCUCAGCCCAGAAGUGCUCUGUCUGGGAUGUGCUGGGGAAGUGCAGGUACAUUCCUCAGUCUCCAAACUGUGAAGCUUCCACAUACACACUCAGCGAGAACAUUGGCCAUUUGGGCAGAAGUUUACAUUUUGGAGAGGUACAUUAGAAAAGCAAUAAAAAUAUAUAGGAGUUUUACUGCUUGGGGAUCUUUGGGUUUCUAGUCAGUGGCCAUGCCUGAUUUUGAGUUCCUGGGCUGUCUGUCCAAGGAGGAAGCCCAUGUACUUGCUACACUCAGUCCAUCCAGGCCAAGGAGCAUGGGCCGCAAGUCUUCCAGCCACCACUGCAUUCCACUGGCUCUGCUCCUCCGAGACUGUUGAGGAAGGCAAGUGUACACAAGGAGCCCGUGCACCCUUGGCAGGCCUGCUCGGUGCAGACUCGUAUCAUGGCAGGUACAUAGGAUAAGCCACUUAGUUCCUUCAUGGGAGAAGAGGACCUGAGGGGAGGGUUCUCCCUCAGACUCACUUUUGUAUGUGUCUCCCUGCUCUGACCCCUCUUAGUUCACCAGUGUUUUCUGAUCGUGAGUAUUACCCUUGUCUACUUUCCAUUCCAUCAUUUUGAAACUUCAUAUGCUUUCCCUGUCUUGACAUCAUGAAGCUGGCAAAAGCAAGACAGUACGUCCAAGAAUAGCUAAGAGUCCACAUUUGAUCCACCAAUGUUCAGACCUACCAUUAAGACAAGGAAACUGCAAGAGUUUGCUCAAGAAAGCAGCAGUCAGAUUUCUUAUUUCUGACAGUACUGGGAAUUGAACCUAGCACUCUGCACCAUUCCACAUCCCCAGCACCUUUUGAUGUUUUAAUUUGAGGCAGGAUCUCAUUCAGUUGCCUGGGCAGGGCUGGAACUUGCAAUUCUCCUGCUUCCCAGAGUUCUGGGCUCCAAAUGUGCAUCGCAGCACUCAGUUUAGCACCCAAAUGUGAGUCUCAGAUGAAAAUUUGGGGCACAUUUCAUGAGAUUACAAAAAUGGUGCUCUGAACACUCACUCUGCCUACACCUCUCUCCAGCUGUCUCAUGAGAGACAAUCUUCGCAUUUUCCCUAAAAAUACUUGGCUGGGAAGGUGCAUGCUCCUCCAUGGCUACUGGCCCAGGUCUCUGUGCGCUUGGUGACAAGGUGUCAUCUGCGAGGCCACCAGGCAAGAGCUACCUGCCACAGGACCUGCGCCUCCCAGGACAGGCAGCCAAGGAGAGAGAUCAGCGGCUGUUAGGAAGCUAGAUUUGGAGUGGAUGACAGUGUUUUCACAUCUGCAGGUGUUUUACCAGGGAAAUUCUACAGUAAUUUCCCUGUAAGUUAUGGCUCCAGUGAGUUAGGAUCUCUCGUCCUUGCAACCUGAUUGUCACCAAUAUUUCACCCACUCUUAGUCAACAUCCACCCUUUCCACUUCACCAAGGAAGAAAUCCCGGAUUUCGAGAAACUCACAAUGUAACAAAGGAAAUGGACUAAUAAAUACUAACUUAAAACACUAUGACAGAUGCCAGAGAAGAGACAGCACAGGCAGAUAGAUUCUGCCUGGGGCGACCGGGGAGAAGGUGCAGCGGGACAUCCUCCAGGAUGACCAGAGUCUCGGCCUGGAGGGAGGUGGCAAGAAUGCUCCUUCCUGGCCAAGAAAGCAGCCACCGAGGGCUCCACUAGGGAAGCAGAGCACCCUGACUCUCAGGGUGGCCUUCCUGUGGGAACCCUGAGAAGUAGAUGGUGAGAAGACUGGACAGCGUUCCUCACAUCUGAGAUUCAGAGCCUUUGCCCUAAGGCCCUUUCAUUAUCUGUUCACUCCAGAAUGUAAAGAAAACUUAGCCAACUGCACAAAACUAGGAAGUAGAAUGACUCGGCUUCUCCUGUCACCGAGUUGUCAGAAGCGGAUGAGGGAGGACAGUCAGUUGCAAGCCAGCCCAGGGGUAGCCAAGAAAUCUUAGUAUUUUUGUACUUUAUAAUACUUUCCUAUAACACAAUAAAAUAGCCAAGACUAUUCAAGCGUGCUUUUGCUGUCCUUUAUAUUUUGGUUUUCUGGCAUAAAACUUCGUUGCUAUUAAUUUUGAGAUUGUAUUUCCCCAAAUCCCCUCUGCCUCAUCCCUGGAAGCACUGCUGUGGGGCUGGGAGCUGAGGCUCCUCCAGGCACUGCAGUCACCGUGUUUCCAUGUCACAGCCCUGGCUCUGCCCUUCCAUCCUUGCUUGUGAACGGCCAGCCCCAGUGCCUUUGAGUGUCUGUCUGUCACCUGUUCCUGAGUCAGUUCCUGGGAGAAGUGUCUCCGCGCCCUGGCCUCAGGUCUGGUCUCUGGGUGCAGAGUCCGGAGUGAACGUUUACUGUGUGAAUCCGCAUAUUCUGCAAGGAGUCCCUACUACUAUACCCAGGAGAAGUACUCAGCACCUCAAGGUCUAAGAGAGCUGCAUCUUUCACACUCAGAAUCUGCUGAGUACAGGCUGCCUCUGUCCUUCAGUGAGUGCCCAGGAGGCGUCUGCUGCAAUCAGGGUGGGGCCAACACCUGUGCUUCUGAAGCUCCUUCCCAUCUGGGUUUGCCUCGCCCACCCCACUCAGCAGGAAGGAACCGAGGAUGGCACAGGCACGGAAGGCCUGGGUUCUGGGUCAGGCUGCAGGGAAGCAUCUCACACCUGGCAAGAGGAUCCUGUGGGUUUUCCCAGAUGCAGCCCGGGCUGGCGCUCUACAGAACACUCCUGGCCACUCUGACAUCUCCACCUUGUCAAGGACCACAGUGCGAAGGAGAGGCCUGGCUGCUGGGCCUCCACCCACGUCCUCUACAUCAGCCUCUGCAUAGCGUGAGUCCAGCACCCCUUGAAGAACCUGGGAGCCUAAAAGACGGCUCAGCAGUCCCCACAAGCAACUCAGUCAGCAGCUCAGGGGCUCCCCCAGAACAGGCCCAAUAACCCACUGAGCUGAUUCUGACAGGAAGCCAUGUGAACCCCUCAUCUCUAAGACCCCUUCCGCCACCCAAGCCUUGGAGUCUAUACCACACCCCAAAUCAGGAUAAGCCCACUGGGGAGGGCAGAGAUUCCCAGCUGCUAUGCAGGCCCCAAGACUGAGAUUGGCCCCUCAAUGUCCUUCCAAGAGCCUGCACUUCCUACCACUGGCUGUUUACCCUGAAAAUGGUAAAAGUCCAGGUCUGAGCAAAGCUGUGGAACACCGCAUUUCCUGAGAAGAGAGUUGUAAAAGCUGCUCUCUGCUCCUCGGUGAAGGACCUGCACCCUCUUACAAGGCAGCUCUUGAGAUUGGCCCUAAUCUCUCCUUGUGUCUCUUUCUCCUGAUAAGCAUAAUGUUUAUUAGAACAGUGAUCUGUUUGUAUUUCCCUGCCUGGGUACUAUAAACCCAACUGAAGAAAUUCCUGCCCUUUUCCCAGCCACACCUGCCAUAGUCCUUAGACAAACAUCUUUGUACUGUUAAAGACAUAUUCAGAUAGAAUUUUUAAAUGCAAAUCUAUUUUUGUAACUUUUUUGCAGGUUAUUGUCUUCUUUAUGUAGCACUGAACUUUAUAAAGUAUAUUUUUAGAAAACUCAUUUUUCUACUAAGGGAAACAGUUUAUUUUAGAAAGACUGCAAUAGAAGUAAAAUUUGACAUUGAAAUCUUUGCUUACAAAGGUUCAGUUGAAGCAAGAAAAGUGUCUUCUCUCUUAGGAAAAGGGACAACCUCAUUGCAGAGCUACGCUAGGUCACUGCCAUGUGAAUAGAAGAAAGUUUGUAAAAGUAGAAAAGAGGAAACAGCACAUUGGCUUAGCAUCAGUCCGGCAGGCUCUGCUGAGUCUGUCUAAGACAAUGUUAUGGUAAAGGGGUUGCUGUGAGGAGCAGAAUCCAAAGGCAUGCUGUCCUCUGAUCUCCUGAGAACACCACCUUGUAAAGACAAGAAAAGCAAUAAUAUAGACUUUGUUGGUUUCCAUGUACUAAUCAGAUUUAAUGCAAAUUAUUUUAUUUUAUUUUUAUAUUUACAACUUACAUUCACUGACCAAUACAGACAAGAAGUACCUGGACAGCCAUAAUAAUGCUAUGCAUGUGCGCUACGCAGCACACCCACGAAGUCCACUAACAGCUCACCCAGCCCAAGUCGGACUGCCCUGGCUGCGCCUCAGCUGCCAGGGGAGCUGUGCCUGAGACCAGUGAAACGUAAACCCCUAAGGGAUAAACCCAGGCCUUUGCCCUUAGUAAAGCUCCCAAGGCUACUGCAACCCAAGCCAACACUGAGGGCCCCAGCUCAGGGGCCAGCUGUGUGUCCCUGCAGAGCGGUGACUCUCAGACCCCCAGAACUCUAAACCACAACGAAGUCAGCAUCCUCCCCAAGGGUGGGGAACUGAGGCAGAGUUCCCAAGAUGGCUGCCCAAGCACUGAAGGGAAGAGCAGAGGAAGCCCAGGCAGACACUUGGCCUUUCCUAGGCUCGGUCAUUAAAGGUGGACUGGUUGUGAGACAAAGCCAGAAGAAUUCUUGCUGUGCUUACAAUAGCCUACUGCUCUCCCUCUAGCAACCAAGCAACCUUUAUCCCCCAGGGUGAAGGAAAUCCUCCCUCUGUCAUUCACAGGGGAGACUUCAAGGAUUGAUACAUAGUUGUGUGGCUUUUGUCCAAACAAGAAUCUUCUUGUGUUGAGAAACAUUUUGUAUACUUUGAUUAUAAACUAUACCUAGGAUAGAAACAGAAGCCAGUAGUUGGGUUUUUUCUUCCAUACACACCUGAAAAAUCUCAGCGAGCCCUCUGAAGUCUAAGCCUGUCCCGCCUGAGUCACUAGGAACCCCAGUCCUCCUUUGCAGGAAAAAUAUGAGAAAAUUUAAGGGCAUGCUUUUUUAGAGGAACUUGCUUAUUUUCUAAAAGCCUGGUUUGGCCACAAAGUAACCUUGCUGUACAGCAUAAUCCCUUGCAGAUGAAGAGUUCCCAUGGGUCUGAGGGCUGGUAUUAGGGUGAUCUGGUUAACGCCAGGCAACAGUAACUGUAUGUCAGUAACAUUCAAGAAACAGCCUCAUAGCUUCUUCUUUUUUUUUUUUUUUUGGUUUCUUUUGGUACCGGGGAUCAAACUUGGGACCUUGCGCUUGCAAGGCAGGAGGCAGAACCACUGAGCUAAAUCCCUGGCCCUGUAGCUUCUUGAUGUGGUACAUUUUAACCAUGUAAAGUUUUUCAGUGAUGAAUGCAGUAUUUGUACAAAUGGAAAGCAAGAUUCUCUUUUAUAUGGUUUAUACUGCUGAUCAGGACAUGUUGACUGUAUAUUGAGUCUUAAAAAAUUAGAUGUAUAUUAUUCAUUGUUCUUUACUUCUAAGUACCUUACAAUAAUAUUAUAUUCUUUGUUGACAAUACAAUGUUAUUUUAGCUCUUA